AUGCCAACUACAGAAGAAACAUCCGUUGUGAUCGUUGGAGGCAGCCUUGUAGGCCUCUCAACAGCCCUCUUCCUCUCCCAUUUCAACGUCCCCACCAUCCUCAUAGAGCGCCACCCCGGUAGUUCUCUUCAUCCUCGCGCAAUUGGCUACACUGCCCGAACAAUUGAACUCUUCCGUACCGUUGGCGUUGAGUCAAAACUCAAAGGCAUUCAAUGGUCUGGCGGUCCUCCUCGCCGUAUCGUGGUUGAGAGUCUUGCUGGAAAGUGGACAAAAGAACAAGGCUGGACGCAAAAGUCCAAAGGUGGUCCACCAGCUUCCUUUGCGGACUAUUCGCCGACUGAAGGUGUUGCUAUCGCUCAAGAUGUCAUUGAGCCUGUUUUGAGAGAUCGAGCAAGAGAGCUUGGGGCAGAUCUCAGACUGGGCUUCACCGUUACGGGCUGGAGUCAAGAUGAUAAAGGCGUUACAGUCAACGCUACCGGAAAUGACGGCGAAGAAAUCCAUGUCAAGGCAAAAUACAUGGUCGCAUGUGAUGGCAACCGCAGCCGUAUUAGAGAAAGUCUCGGUAUCCAACGCCAUGGCGUCGGUCUCCUUCGGAAGCUCCAGAGCAUCAUGUUCAGAUGCGAGCCGCUUCAACAUUUCCUGGACCACGGCUACAGUCAAUUCCAGAUCGAAGGUCGCGAAGAUGGUUUCGAGGCUUUCAUGACUACCUAUGGCGGCGGACGAUGGAUGCUAGCUUGGAACCUGGAGGCCGACGACCCCGAAGCCAUUCUCGAUGAAGCAACCCAGCGCGACAUGGUCCGCAAGGCUUCUGGUGUACAAGAUCUCCCCGAUGAAGAUAUCCAACUCAUCACUACUGGUAAAUGGGACAUCGGCGGUCUCAUCGCGGAUCAGUUCUCUUCUGGCCGUGUCUUUCUCGCUGGCGAUGCGGCUCAUGCCCUCCCUCCCAACCGCGGCGGCUACGGCGCAAACACCGGUAUAGCUGAUGCGCAUAACCUUGCAUGGAAGCUCGCAUCUGUGCUUUGCGGCAAAUCCGCGCCAGAAAUUCUUGAUACGUACGACGUCGAGAGAAGACCUGUCGCAGAUGUCCGACAUGACCAGAUCUUUGCAAGGGAGGACUACAAGCGAUACGUCGUCGAAAAGGAAUGGCCUGGAAAGAAUGUUGAGAUUAUGGACGAUGUGGCGAUGGAGUUCGGGUAUUUCUAUAACUCGAAGACUAUUGUCGGUGGUCCAGAUGGAUCUGUUCCGGUGAAGCGGCCGGAUGAGUGGAAUGGACAACCAGGUACAAGAGCGCCCCACGUUGCACUCGACGGUGAUCACAGCUCAACUUUGGACCUUUUCGGUUCAUCUUGGGUCGUUGUAUCAAAGGAUGAGAGGUGGAACCAGCUCGUGGCAGAAGCAUCUGCAGCUACGGACGUUAAGAUUGAGUUUGUGCACGUUGGAAGCGAUGUUACAGAGAACAAGAAAGGCGAUUUCAACAGAUUGUAUGGCGUAGAUGGUACCGGUUCUUCCUUAGUCAGGCCGGAUGGGUUUGUUGCUUGGAGAGCACCGGCGUGGCCGGCUGAUGCACAGAGGGAGUUGAUGCAGGCGUUGGGUCAGGUUUCCUUCUCGCUGAGGCAUACAGAUGGGUUGCAGUGA
This is a messenger RNA of Fusarium musae, 1635 nucleotides long. RefSeq lists its product as uncharacterized. The record is from RefSeq and is a predicted model, not a curated record. The transcript has a single exon. Gene Ontology annotation, molecular function: FAD binding. The coding region runs from base 1 to 1635 and encodes 544 amino acids. NCBI's taxonomy places the organism in Eukaryota, Fungi, Ascomycota, Sordariomycetes, Hypocreales, Nectriaceae.